Paramormyrops kingsleyae is the source of this 2701-nucleotide messenger RNA. The record is from RefSeq and is a predicted model, not a curated record. Lineage: Eukaryota; Metazoa; Chordata; Actinopteri; Osteoglossiformes; Mormyridae.
AAGACUUGGAUCAUAAGAAUAUAAUACAGCGUUGCAGAAGCGGGCUAAACCUAAAACAGGGAAAUAAUACGCAAUAGGGAUGAGAGGGGGGAAGAAACAUGACCAGUGACACCUGCUGGUCAAAAGGGAAGAGAACGCGUGGUACAUGAUUAUAGCAGAGUCUUCCAGCUGAUCGACACUGCGUGUCUGUACAACUCAGCUUUCAUGAUGGAGAAUCAGAUGCGCUUCCAGUGUGGAAUUGCCGGGUUUUCGCUCCACGCUGCACAAAGCCGGCUAGACUGAGUCAAAACACCAGUCAUCCGCUUCAUACACUGCAGCUCACGGACGGACUCAGCCGUAUCCCCCCUCCCACACAUGACAGAAAAAAAAAACAAAAACUGGAAGAAUUAUUCCUCCCCAUGACUUGAUAGAAACUCAAACUUGCUUUUUCUCUGAGCGUUUUAAAGCCUCACCUGUGCAGGCUGGUGGUGACCUUGGUGGUCUCUGAUAGGAUUUUCAGCAUUUUAUGCAAAAAAAUUACUCCGCUGUCUCCAUGGCUACAUCGGAUAGAAUAGAGGAUUGUGUGCUGCGACGAGGCAGAUCGCAAAGCGACCCGAGCAUCGUCACCGAAUCCGCGAUCGAUCUGGCACGGGGUAUCGAUGUAAUGGACCAGCAGAGGGCACUGCAUUCCGCGGGACUGGUUACCGGGCUCUGUACACUGGACCAGCAGAGGGCGCUGCAUUCCGCAGGACUGGUUACAGGGCUCUGUACACUGGACCAGCAGAGGGCGCUGCAUUCCGCGGGACUGGUUACCGGGCUCCGGACGCCUCCCAUUGGCCGCAGGAGCAAGCUGGCCUCCCUGAGCCGGAUGUUUAAGCCGUGGAAAUGGAGGAAAAAGAAAAAUGAGAAGCUGAAGCCGAGCUCCACAGGUGAGAUGUGGACAUUCGGUGGUGAAACUCUGGAGAAGAAGGCGGCAGCGCGGCAGAACCGGGCCGAGCUUGUCAGAAUGGAGCAGUCAAGCGUGGCUGGGGCAGAUUUGGUACUGGCCUGUGCACAGGGUCCUCUGGAUUCAGACCCCUCCCCACAGGGCAGCUCUGACAUGGGGGAGAAGGAGGAGUGGACCCUGGAUGACAUGGACUCUGAUAAGGAUUGUCCAUUAGCAGGGCGAAUCACUACACAUCCCAGUGACGUACUGGGGAAACUGAACGCCGUCGUGGGAGUGCAGGACCAGCAGGAUGACUGUGCUGGUGCUGUCUCUGAGGGAAUUUGCGAAAACCACGAAGGGAAAGAAGAAGCCGGGGAAGACACAGCAGUGGGGGACGCCGGCGCAGCCCCCCCGCCCAGUCUCGCUGCCAAAACGCUGCCCAAACACGGGACUAUGGAAGACUCGGGCAGAUUCUCCCAAUCCCCCCAGCAGAAGAUCUCUGCCUUCCCCAAAGACUCACCUACUCUGCGAGGACAGAGCUCCACCCCGACAGGGUCACCUCACCUGACAAAGCUUCAUUCGUCACUGCCCCCUAGCUGCAUCAUUGAGGAACUGCAUCGUGCCCUAGCCACCAAGCACCGACAGGACAGCUUUCGUGGGAGAGAAGCCCGCUCAUCUCCAAAGCGCCGGUCUGAGGGUCAGCUGUGCAGCGUAGAUCAGGGCAGACCAGAUGAAGCUGAGAGCAGGAAGGACUGUGAGGAGAACAAGGAGAACCUGUGGCAGGAUACCUUUCACAGAGAUGGCUUCUCAAUUAACCAAGACAGCUGGAACAACUCAGUCAUCUCUGGAACACUGCCACGCAGGAUGAAGAAGGAGCUCCUAGCCGUGAAACUGCGAAACCGGCCCAGCAAACAGGAGCUGGAAGAGAGGAACAUCUUCCCCUCGCGCAGCGACCUAGAGCGGCAGCUGAUCCGGCAGCAGAUCGAGACCAAGCUCGCCAAGAGGCUCAGUCAACGGCCGGCUGUCGAAGAGUUGGAAAGCAGAAAUAUUUUAAAACAGAGGAAUGAUCAGACGGAACAGGAAGAGAGGAGGGAAAUCAAACAGCGGCUCAACAGAAAGCUCAACCAGCGACCUACAGUAGAUGAACUGCGGGACAGAAAAAUCCUGAUCCGCUUCAGUGAUUACGUAGAGGUGGCUAAAGCUCAGGACUACGACAGGCGUGCAGACAAGCCCUGGACCAGGUUGUCUGCAGCUGACAAGGCGGCAAUACGGAAGGAGCUGAACGAGUUCAAAAGCAACGAAAUGGAAGUGCACGCAUCCAGCAAACACUUGACGAGGUUUCACAGACCAUAAGAGAUGUUUCUUCUGUGAAGAACUUCUACGCCCUGUCUCACCGGGGAGCGCCUGGAGAGCAUUCUUCCAGUGCCUUGGCCCAUUCCUUGGGUGGUCAUGAUACUCUGGCAGAUGGUUUUAUGGUUGAUGCUGCCUGGAAGAGAUGCACUAUGGGCCACUGAGCAAUCUAACCAGGUUAUAGUGGGCAGAAAGAGAGAGAAGGCAUAAAUGAGGACUCUUUUGGACAGAGUGCAUCCAUUCUUGGAACAAACUGUGCAUGUCACCAGCUUUCCUACCCUUGAAAAAAUAAUCCCAGGGGCAUGGGCUCAAUUCUGAGCAAAUUUCAUACUGUAUAAAUACCAAUCUUGAGAGAAUUGUCAUUAUUGUUAUAAUGAUUACUUUGUAUAUUUGUGUGCAAAAUAAGAAUUUUUUAAAAGUCAAUAAAAACAAGAUCCUUUUGUGUUA